Molecule: messenger RNA, 4606 nt
Organism: Cottoperca gobio
Lineage: Eukaryota; Metazoa; Chordata; Actinopteri; Perciformes; Bovichtidae
Gene: st3gal3a
Product: ST3 beta-galactoside alpha-2,3-sialyltransferase 3a
Exons: 11
Coding region: 422-1300 (292 amino acids)
Molecular function (GO): sialyltransferase activity
Source: RefSeq, a predicted model, not a curated record
UGUCCCCACUGGCAGCCUGCCUGGAGCCUGCACGGACUGCACGGACGGGACUGAGACACCGAUUCUGCCCCUCAAGUGUGUUGAUAAAAUGCAGAGCUAGUUUUGAUUAUUAGGAUGUUUUCUUCGCAUAACGCUAAUAUUGACCAAUGCAUAGCGGUAACUUGGUGCCUGAGACGGCAGCAGGAAGCACCGGCGGAUUUGAGGUCAACUUGAAAACAGUUCACGGCGUGCCAUGUAUGCUAAGUGGAGAUGAGAAUGAAACCCAGUCGCAACCUCCUCCUGGGCCUGUGCUCCAUUCUGGCCCUGGGAUUCCUCUACUACUCGUCUGGGAGGAUUAACAUACGAGGCUGGAGCCACAAUUCAUUAUACGACAAACAAGGAUUCCUUCUGAAGCUGGAUAGGCAGUCUGCCGUUGGAGCUGAUGUACAAGUACGGCAACCUCAGUGAGGGAGCCUGUAAACCUGGUUUUGCAGCUGCCAAGAUGACAGCCAUCUAUCCAAAGUUCACAAAACUGGCGCCUAUGUUCCUUGAUCCAAAUUACAAACGAUUCUCCAAGAUUGGUGAUUACUCGCCUCCAUUUGGUGUUAAAUCACAAGAAAAGAUCGUAGAUAUUCUUCUGUCAGCUACUCAGAACUAUGGCCUCGGGGAAGAACUUGACAGUACGUACUGUAAGACUUGCAUCAUUGUCGGGAACGGAGGAAUCCUCGCCAACAAGUCUCUGGGAUCGAGGAUUGAUGAGUUUGAUGUGGUGGUCAGGUUAAAUGAAGCUCCAGUAAAAGGCUUUGAGAAAGACGUUGGCUCCAAGACCACCAUGAGGAUCACCUAUCCAGAGGGGGCCAUCCAGAAGACAGAGCGUUACGAAACUCAGUCACUGUUUGUCCUCUCCGCCUUCAAGGCUCUGGACUUCAAGUGGCUCCGACACAUGGUCUUCAACCAGAGGCUGCGCAGCACUGAUGGGUUCUGGAAGUCGGUGGCCCGGUACGUUCCAAGAGAGCCUAGCGACAUGCGAAUCCUGAACCCCUACUUCAUCCAGGAGGCCUCCUUCAAGCUGAUUGGCUUACCUCACAACAAUGGACAGAUGGGCAGAGGGAAUAUCCCAACCCUGGGGACAGUUGCCAUAACGAUGGCCCUUCAUAACUGUGAUGAAGUAGCUGUGGCUGGAUUUGGCUACAACAUGAGCACCCCCUAUGCCCCUCUGCACUACUAUGAGAAGAUCAGGAUGUCAGCCAUCAAAGAGGUAACUAAAUACCUGAUAUGUCCUGGACUCACAACAUAUCUAAAGAGAAGGAGUUCCUACUGAAGCUGGUGAAGGCUGGCGUUAUCCAGGACCGGACCAAUGGGAUCUGUGGGGCAGGAUGCUGACGCUCUGCACUCAGCUUCAAGACUUGUGAAUGCAGCUCUGUGCUCACCUCCACCUGCUCCAUCACCUGAAAAGGGAAAGUCAAGGCUGCCAUGUUCCCAGCAGAGAGCAGCAGCUGUCACACACUGUGGCCAGUGCAGAGAGACCAGAACACACUGAUCUAGUGUUGCAUAUUGAAACAUUGCAAGCAAUUGUCCUCUGUAUUUAGCUCGCCUAGUCGCAGGUUAGUGUAUAUUUACAUGGAUUUGGUGCCCUGGCUCAGGGGUACGUCCGCAGUGUUGGGGAUCAGCACCUAGACAGGACUUCCCUCCUACUGAAACUGCUGCAGGUGAGGGAGAGGAGGAUAGGAUGAAGAGAUGUUAGGUUUAGACAUUGAGCAUGUGCCAAGAAUACCUCUACAAGUGUCCUUCUGCUCGCACAUCUGAAUGUAAUCUGCAUCAAACGUAUAGUCCCUUAUUUAUCUUCCAGUUUCUGUGUGGAACACAUGACUCAGCCGUCCUGCACCCUCUGACAUCUGUGGGUGAACCCGCUCUUCAGAGCAACGUGGCAAUCAUUUAGCUUUGCUGCAGCAUGAAGCUGAUGAGAGUCACCUGAUGUUUGUUCUUUACGAGGCAGCAUAAUACUCCGACCUCUAAAGACUUACCACCAAUGUCCACUGGAUGUAAGUUGCAUUUAUCUUCCGUCUCUAAAGUGUGAAAUUCACUUGUUAAUGUAUACAAAUGGCUAUAUUUAUUGCCGUUUGACUUGCACUUAUACUUAUAAUAUAAUGCAUUUAAUUUGUUACUGACUUCAUACACUACUGUUCUAAAGUGUGGAAACAGCUGUUCUAUUGAUGUUCUCCUUCUUUCCUUCAAUAAUGGCUAUUUUGACAGAUGAAAAAAACAUUAUCAUUCAGACACCACAUGUAUUAUUUAUAUUUGAAGUAGUUUUGGCCCCAACAGAAGAAGAAAAGAAUGAUUCAAACUUCCAUGUCCCCACAGCAUUGUAUGACAGGGGAGAAUACUGUUCAUGGAUUCUGUAUUUGUUUUAAGUGACCCUGGAUCAUUAUUGAAAAACAAAGGUUUAUUAUUUUGGGAACCUUUUGGCCCUCUGCAGUCCUCUCGGUCAGCUGACUGUACCAAAUCAAGAGUUUCUAAACUUUAGAACGGUUGUGUACAAACAGUAAAACUAGCUGUAUUGUUUGUUUCUGUCACCAAUUGUAAAUGAGCUACAGCAGCAACAUUCUCUUAAAUUUCUCUUUUUUUCUCAUAUUUUCUCUUAAUUUAUUUUUCAAGAGAAAAAUAAUAAGUCUAGCAAACAAACCAAAAAGCGUGGAGGUGUGUGGCCGAUGUUUAUUAUUAGCAUAGCUAUAACACUGGCUCAAGAAUUGGAGUGAUGAAGAAGAAGAAGUUCAGCAUUAGUGAAAUAGAAGUACUGUGAAACAAAGUCAACAUGAUUUUCCAGAGUGUAAGCUGUAUGCACGCAAUAUCAUCAUCCAAUGAUAUUCAUGCAUUCUUUGUGUUCCUCAAAUUGAAAGCGUGUGUUUCCUUGCAUGGUGCCAACAAUUUGUGGACUGUAAAAGUUAUCUUGGUAACCACCACCACUCGCAAGAUUUUGUCUUAUCUAGGAGAAGAGCAGAAAUAAGAAAACAUUGGUCAGAGAUCAAUGGGUGGACAUGAGAAGUUUAAAGUCCAUUGUUUAAUGAUGCAUUUUGCGUCAUACUGUAGUAUCACUGUUGUGUAGGCCAGGGGUUUCACAGAAGAGCUGACUAUUUAAAGCACUAUGUAUCGUUUAUCGGUGGUUUUAGCAUGCUCGGAAAGCCUCUGCUAUCCGUGCAAGAAAGCAGUCGCAGUCCCAAGCCUGCUGGGUUUUGUCGAACCCUAUGGACUCUAUUAGAACCUGGGGGGGUCCCGCCUGCAUGAGUAUUAUUACAUUACAUUACAGGUCAUUUAGCGUCAUUUAGUUUCUAGUUAGUGAUCCAGAGUGACUUACAGUAACUAACUACAGGGACAGUCUCUCUGGAGCAGCUCAGGGUUAAGUGCCUUGCUCAGGGGCACAAUGGUGGCAGCUCUGGUGUUGAACUCACAACCUUCUGGUGUUCUGUUUGGAAGCCAAACCACCAGACCACCACCACCCUGAGUAUUAUGAGUAUUAAGUGCUUGUAUUUAAGACCUUUUUAAUCAGAACUGAUAAUUGUUAUUGGGAGGAAAAAAUAUCAUAUAUCUUUAUUAGACUGGUCAACUUAUUUUUGGGUGUAGUCGAUGACUAAAAUGAAAUGCAGAAUGAAAAUGUCGUGAAUGUCCUAGUGUAGGCCAGACAAAUUAGUAGAUGUUUGAAGUUAGAAUCUCGAAAACCUUCUCUUUGACAGCACCUAUGGCGAUAAGCAGGAACUGCAUGUGCGUGAUCCAAAAGGUAUUAUUUGUCAUGUUUCCCGGUAUUGUACCCACAGACGCCCAGUUUUCAUCAGUGGGCCAUAGGCUCAAUCACUGUUGUGUUAACUCAUUCGGCGAUGGAUAGUGACUUAACAGACAUUUAUUUAAAUUAAAAUAUUCCAGAUUAUUACUUUAUUAUUGUACCAGCUGUGAAAACAAAUAUCCCCCUGGACCAAUAAAUCUAAAUCUUAAAUGAAACAGUACAGGCUCUGGGUUUUUCCACAUUACAUAUUUGACAUAUGCCAAAAUCAGCUAUACAAUAAAGCUGUGUUAUUUAUAUAUAUGUUUUAUGAGGAAGGAAAUGUGUUUAGCAUGUUAAUUAGAGCUCAAGGAUACACAUUGUGUUUUGGUGAGUAACAAUUAAUUCAAACAUAACUUUUGUUUGUUUAUAAAAGACUCCACAGGGUAAUCUGAGAUAGUUCACAGUCAAAGAACAGCGUCCAGCUCUGAGUUGAAGGAUUUGCUGCCUAACAUGUAUUUUAUUUAUUCGUCUUUUAAGAUGUUUUAAGACUUACUCUUACUCUUUUCUAUUCAUUGCCCUGAAUACAAUCCAUCACGUACAAGUCCUGCCGUGGGCUGCUCUCUCAGGCCCCUGCAUCCGUCAGUGUUGCUCUCAAUUAUCAAUCUAUCUCACUUUAUUAACGCAGAUCAACUGUAUUGUGAAGUCUGUAUGUGUGUGUUGCUUUAUACACUCUGGCCUGCAUACUUUGUGCUCAACUUACUUUAGGUGUUUGUGGACUUGAUGCUGGUCAGAUUCUCAAGCCAAAGUAUUUAUAUAUUUAUUGUAGGCUGCGCACAAAAAAACGCAUUAAAGAAUAAAGAUAUAAGAAUGCUG